Messenger RNA from Nothobranchius furzeri (turquoise killifish), 4770 nucleotides. RefSeq names its product serine protease 35 (gene prss35). Gene Ontology annotation, molecular function: serine-type endopeptidase activity. The record is from RefSeq and is a predicted model, not a curated record. Gene Ontology annotation, biological process: proteolysis. NCBI's taxonomy places the organism in Eukaryota, Metazoa, Chordata, Actinopteri, Cyprinodontiformes, Nothobranchiidae.
CUCUAAGCGCAGCCUUGGCCGAGCGUCCCGGCUGCGACUUUCUCUCAGACUCCAUGAAGGAGCUCUGAGGAGGAGGAGGCAGCCGUCGCACUGCUGGACCCGGGACGUCUGGGAUGCUGUGACACGUUGUGGUUUCCACCCGGAUCAUAUUUGUGUGUUUCUGAGAAAACCAAACAAACACACCUCGGAUUUGGAGGAAUCCAUCAGUCGGAUGCGAGCAGAGCUACGUCCCACUUCAUCAUGGGCCCCAUACCACUUUGUGUCCUGCUGCAAAUGAUGGUGCUGGCUGUGGCUGCGGACAACACCAUCGAUGACCAGUACACCUGGCCACAAUGGAAGGUACCACUGUUGAGGAGAAAGCGGACCGUGCCUCUCAGCAGCCCAAACUUCUUAGCCCACCCUCCGGAUGAGCUGAGUGGGACCUGUGGGAUCGAGUGCCAGCGCCACCUUCCUUCACCCACUCUGAACGACUUGGAGAAGCUGCUGUCCUAUGAAACGGUCUACGAGAAUGGCACACGCACAUAUACCUCCGUUUCAGUCCAUGGCCUCAACGAGGAAAUGGUCUGGUCCAAAAACGCAUCGUCUAACUCCCGCCACAAGCGAGAGGUGUACGGCACUGACACCCGUUUCACCAUCACCGAUAAACAGUACUCCACCAAAUAUCCCUUCUCCACCUCUGUGAAGAUCUCCACAGGAUGCUCUGGAGUUCUGAUUACACCUAAACACGUGCUGACAGCUGCUCACUGCAUCCAUGAUGGGACGGACUAUUUGGAUGGAGUUCAGAAGCUACGAGUUGGAAUUCUGAAGGAGAAGACCAGACGAGGGAAAGAAGGCAAAGGAAGAGGAGGGAGAGAAAAGGGCAAAAGAAGAAAAGGAGAGAAAACAGUCGAAGAAGUGCCGGAAAAGGAUGACAAUGGUGGGAAAAAGGACCGUAAAGGAAAAGGAAAAUACAGGAAGAGCCGGAGUCGUCGAAGUGUGGAAUCUGGGAAACCUUCAUUUAAGUGGACCAAAGUCAAACAGACCCAGGUUCCUAAGGGCUGGUUCAAAGGUGUCGCUGAUGGACUGGCUGCAGACUACGACUACGCUGUUCUGGAGCUAAAGAAAGCCCCAAAAGUGAAGUUCAUGGACCUGGGUAUCAUUCCCUCAGUGAAGGAGCUUCCUGCUGGGAGGAUCCACUUCUCCGGCUUUGAUGAUGACCGACCGGGUAACCUGGUGUACCGGUUCUGCUCCGUGUCUGAAGAAUCCAGUGACUUGUUCUAUCAGUACUGCGAUGCCAAACCCGGCUCCAGCGGCUCUGGAGUUUACAUCUGCCUCAAAGAGCCAGGCAAGAAGAAGUGGAAAAGAAAGAUUAUUGGCGUUUUCUCUGGUCACCAGUGGGUGGAUGUUAAUAGGAACGGGGAGCAGCAGGAUUACAAUGUAGCUGUGAGGAUAACGCCCCUCAAAUAUGCUCAGAUCUGCUACUGGGUCCACGGGGACACGAGUGAGUGUCGGGCAGCCUGAGAUGACACGCCUUUCAUCUCCUCGGACCUCUCCCUCCUGUUCUCUUCAUAUGACUCAGCAACACUGAUCAACAUAAACUCGCACGUGACCAAGCAAACCUAACUCCAACUCGUUACUAUGUCAAGAAAACUUUUUUAUAAUUUAUUUGUUUGAGAAAAGUUCUGAGAAAAUAAAUAUCUAUAAAGGAUUUUUCCAUUCUGCAUGUUCAUGUUGACCUCUGUUUCUUUUUAGGGGUAAAUUGAAUUGUAUGAAAACAAUGUUUACGAUGAUUUUAGGAAGCCAUCCAGAGUGGGUCAAAGGUCAAAGUGCACCUUGUGCUUUAAAUUAUAAGUUCAUUAGAAGCAGCCUGCCCCCUACAGGGCGACCCAGAGCUGGAUGUGUGAGGGGCCUAUGCGUCCCUAAUCAGAUGGCCUUAGGGAGCUGUUUCAUUUGCAUCACAGCUGUCCGAAGAGAUCAGGCUGCAGGCAUCUAACGAGAGACCCGGGGCCAUUUGGGCCCUUGUUGCAUUUCUCUAACAGUUGAAUCUUUUCUCUCCAGCAGGAUGUUGAUGUUGAUCCACACUUUUAACAUUUCAUGUCAGGUUUUAUUAUUAUGACGCCUACGUUUGGGCAGUGCAAAUAAAAACUGAAUGAUAAAAUAACUUUUGCAAGUUUAAAUUUAAAAUAAAUAUCUAUGAUAACUUGAUCAUUGGACCCCCAUCUUAAAAGUUUUGCUCUAAAGUCUGAGCACACAGAGGGUCAUCCAGGCCUACUAGACCUAAACCCAUCUAAUAAAAAUCCUCUAACUAUAAAGGACUGCGCUGGAUGGACUUUAGCUUUAAAUGUUGCUACUUUUUUAUACCUACUAGGCAUUAAAUGAUUGACAUGAGAUUUGCAUUUUGAUCUGUGUACAAACAAAUUACAAGACUAGGUGGUUUUAUGAUUUUUGUAUAUCUAGAACUUUUUAUUAGUUGCUUUACUUUAUCAAGUCAAAUGUUCUAUCUAGAGAGAGAAAGGGGUCCUUAGAGGCUGCAGAGUGAAGUUUGUUGUUGUCUGAUUUGAUUUGUCCUACUUUCUGUUUGCAACACAGUGAAAUGUGGUUUCAUUGCUGUGCACAUAACCAUCCCCUGAAAACCAUGGUGCUAAUUUAUGAGACUGUAAAGUCUUUUUUCUUCUUUUUCGAAGAUUUCUUAGAAAAUAUUUUGAUGGCUUGAAACUGUACCUUAGGAUUUAAUGUGAGGCUUUGGAGCAAUGGGACUGAACCAUUUAGUUAUGUACCUGAGCUCUUUAUAUUUCCCUGUUUUUAAAAGUGUAAAUGAGAUUUUUAAAACUACAACAUUGUUUAUAACGAGUUAAAAUCAGAAUGAAACAACUUUUGGCAUAUCUUGUUAUUUUAAUUAAAAAGAAAACAACUCUAGACUGUUGAUUACUGACCAUCCACCAAAUAAUGUAUUGGUUUGUAGCUGGUGAUCAACUAAAUGUGGGGAACAAGACUUUCUGAAAUUCAAACCAACAACAGGAGGGAGAAGAACCAUUGCUGAAUGGUUAUAUUUCAGAGAAUGCUGAUCUGGGAUUCUCACCCACAACCAUCUUCAUGGUUUCCUGGGAAUCUCCAGUGUGCAGCAGGUGUGUGGAAGAAAAUGUCUUUGAUGUCAGAGCAGACUGGCUCUAGAUGACAGAGCAGCAGAUCUAACAACCACUGUUUCCUACCAAGGUCUGUAGAAGGGCAUCUCUGAACCACAUCAUGAUGAACCUUGAAGCAGAUGGACUCCAGCAGCAGAAGACCACACCAGGUGUCUCUCCUGUCAGCCAAGAGUGGGAAACUGAGGAUACAAUUCACACAGGGUCACCAGUAGAGACUGGAAAAGCUUUCCUGCUCUGAUGAGUAUGGAUCUCAGCUACAACAUUUGGGUCAGAAUUCUUUGAGACCAACAUGAAAGUAUAGAUCCAUCCUGCCUUGCAUCAAUGCUUCAGACAAGCUGCUGGUGAGAGAUGAUGGUGUGAGGAGAUAUUAUUGUCCUACUUUGGACCACCUGGCACCACCUGAGCCUGGUUUAAACACCACAGCCUAUUGUCGCUGACCAUGUCCACCCCUUUAUGACCACAUGGACCAUCUUCUGAUGGCUACUUCCAGCAAAAUAAAGCACCAUGUCACAAAGCUCAGAUCAUCUCUAACUGGUUUCCAGUGACUGCCACAGUCACCAGAUCUGAGUCCAGUCCAGGACCUUUGGGAUGCAGUGGAACAGAAGAGUCUCAUCAUGAAUGGAGCUGGUGCUGCCAUGUCCGUAUGGACCAGAACAUCUGCGCAAGGUUACUGACUUUUUGUUGAAACUGUGGUGUGAAGAAUUAGAGCUGACGGUUCUUUGUUUCUGUCCACAAAAGUUUGGUUAUCCAAACAUUUCUUAAAAAGAAAUAUGUAACAAAAAAACUUCCCCUCAAACAGACAUUACACAACAUUUAGAAUGAUUAAUAGUACACGUGUACUUUUUCCUAAUUAGCAUCAUGAUGUACCUUUCAGACCCUCAAAAAUGCAGAUAGUUACCUCAAAGUCAGCUCUAGAGUAAGAAUAAGUCCAAACACCUUGUGUUUUGACUGGGUUGUAAAAAAAAAGCUAGAGAACAAAGUUAGGUCAGAUGUAUCAGCGAUUAAGUUAAAAAGUGUAAUUUUUUGAAGAUAAAGCUUUACUGAAAGCCAACAUAAUUAGGGUAGAAAGAAACGCUAUUUGAUGUUUGGCACAAAAUUUCAAGCAGCAAACGGUGAGAAAACUGAACAUAUACUAUUUUAACUGUUGUUUUACAGAAUUAGUAAUAAAGUCUUGUUUCUGUAUAAUUAAAUAAAGUUAGCAUAUUGCAUCAAAUAAAAGAAAAUAUUUUAUAAAUUCAUUGUUCACAUAUAUUUACUGUCCAGUUCAUAAUCAAAUACCCUGUGUGCUAAUUGAGACAUAAUCAAUGUAUGUAUUCUAAAAUAACAAUAAAGGAAAACAUGAAAAAGCAGAUUAAUCCGUCAUCCAAUUUAUUGCAUCUCAAGGGGUUUAACAUGCACUGGGAGUGGCUACUGUAAAGAAAAUAAAUAUACAACAAUUUGCAAUUUUCAGUCAUGAAAAAAGCAAUAAUCUCCCAUUAUUUACUGUCACAACCAAUCCACAAACAUGACAGAGAACACACACACACACACACACACACACACACACACACACACACACACACACACACACACACACACACACACACACACACACACACACACACACACACACACACACACACACACACACACACACACACACAGAAAA